This is a messenger RNA of Cynara cardunculus var. scolymus (artichoke), 453 nucleotides long. RefSeq names its product protein kish. The record is from RefSeq and is a predicted model, not a curated record. Lineage: Eukaryota; Viridiplantae; Streptophyta; Magnoliopsida; Asterales; Asteraceae. The transcript has 4 exons. The coding region runs from base 89 to 301 and encodes 70 amino acids. Gene Ontology annotation, biological process: protein secretion; intracellular transport.
UCCAUUUAUUUUUGGCCUGCAACUAAAUCUGAAUCGGAGCUGACAAAGAAGAACCCUCCUUCACUUCGAUUCUCACGGUUCGACUAACAUGUCGGCGCUGUUCAAUUUCCAUUCAUUUCUGACGGUGGUUUUGUUGGUAAUCUGCACAUGCACUUUCUUGAAGAUGCAAUUUCCUACCAUCCUUGAACAAAAAACAGGAUUUCGUGGAUUCUUCUGGAAGGCUGCUAGAAUAGGUGAGCGGUUAAGUCCAUGGGUAGCCGUUGGAUGUUUCACGAUGGGCGUCUCCAUCAUAUUUUUCUAAGUUACAUUUCUCCUAUAUUGGGUGGCAACAAGGGUUGGGUUUAUUUUUUCAUUUUAAGACUUAGAUAAUAGGUUGCUAUUUGUUUUGUAGAAGUUUCUUGUUGACAUUUCCUUUUAAUAGAAAAUAUAUAUACAUCUCUUCUACUUGCUCUU